Hemiscyllium ocellatum (epaulette shark) is the source of this 2270-nucleotide messenger RNA. It is a transcript of the gene tmem59l, whose product is annotated as transmembrane protein 59-like. Bases 1 to 1017 code for a protein of 338 amino acids. The record is from RefSeq and is a predicted model, not a curated record. The transcript is spliced from 8 exons. NCBI's taxonomy places the organism in Eukaryota, Metazoa, Chordata, Chondrichthyes, Orectolobiformes, Hemiscylliidae.
AUGGAGCCAGCCGCUACCUGUCCCGGUGCCGCUCUCCUCCUGCUCCUCUCCGCCGCAGCCGCCACCUGCAGCCCCGCCGCUGUCCAGCCGUUCGACAGCCUCCUGGGAGACACGGCCCGGUGUCAGAGCCGCUGCCGCAACAUCUUCCUCCUGGAGCGGCAGCCCACGGAGGUGCCACUGAGUACUUGUCAGCGAGGCUGUCGAUUGUUCUCUAUCUGUCAGUUUGUGGAUGGUGUCAGCGAUUUGAACAGCACCAGGGCUGAGUGUGAGGCAGCAUGUUUCGAGGCUUACUAUCAGAUGGAGGAGCAGAAUGGUUGCAACACUGGCUGCAAGGAGCAGUUCCUCCAGGCAGAAAGAAGACGGACACAGCAUCUGACACCACCCCCUGAACCUUCCUCCAUCUUCGACUAUGUGUCAACUCUCUGCAGUGACAUUGUCAGCUCAGCCCAGAGCUUCAUCUCCUCCACUUGGACCUUCUACCUCCAGGCUGAUGAUGGCAAAGUUGUUGUCUUCCAGGCUCACCCAGAGCUCGAACUGUCUGCUCCAGAUUUACAGGCCAUGCAGUUUGAUAUGGGACAGGUCCCUCCCGAGUGGAAUCCUAGUGAGCACGAGAAGCUGAUCCCACAGACAGCUGUACGUCAUGGUGCAGAGAAGAAAGUGAGUGUGAGACCAGACCCCGAGUUUAAACAGGCACCUGUACGUCAAGAGGGAUCACUAUCUCAACACGAUUUCCUGGGCUGCAUGUCACGGCGUUCGGGCCUACCCCGCUGGAUCCUAGCUGCCUGCCUCGUGCUGUCUAUCCUGGUGAUGCUGUGGCUGAGUUGUGCCAGUUUAGUAACUGCUCCUGAGCAACAUGUGAAAUCCCAGCCUCUGAGCAUUAACGGUGAUCAAGAUGGGAUGGAGAAGACUCCCUCAUAUGGAUUGACUCCUCUCAUCACCAUGUCUCUCAGGGAGCAGGAGGAAGAGAAUGUGGGACCUCUGCCUGUGAAAGUGGAUCUGCGUAACACCCUCAUCUAGAAUUUUCCAUCUCCCAGUUUAAAGAGACAGUUCCAUCUUGCUUGCUUAUAUUACCCAACAAAAUUGACUCCUUGAACCCUGCCGUCCACUUCCCGUUUUAUUAUAAACUCAUUCCGGACUGGUGGCCAGCGAAAGAAAGCCCAGGAUUACACCUUCGCGAAUCGAGACACAGGGAAUCUCUGGAUGCUACAUUAAAAUGUGUUGGCCCAGGAUCUCAAAUUUCUUCUCCGUUAAAUUGAGGUCUAAAGGAAAAGUGUGCAAGUUUCUGGGACAUUCAGAUUCCCUGGAUCAUACUGUGACUUGACUCCUUGUUCUCAUUCUUCGGGACUCUGUUACAGAACCCCUUACUUGAUCUUGGUCCUUGCGACUGUGAUAGUGAGUUUUAGAGAAGGAUGACCUGAGUACCGUUUCUUUCUGUUAGAGAGUGAGGGAUUCCUGGGCUAGAGGCAAUUGGUUUCUGAUGGAACCAAUAAUCCUGAUCAAAUAGGUAACAGUUAGGAACAUAAACCGUGUGCUGAAAUGAAAAGUUUUAUGCAGUGCUGACCUUGGGUGUACCAAUUCCACCACAGGCAUGAGUUUUGCAUGGAAAUGCUACAGUUUAUCCAUCCAUCACUCAACUCUUCUAGGACUAACUGGGGUUGAGUUUGGGAUUGGCUGGGCCUGAGAGUGGGAGGGAGAUGCUUUGGGCCAUUGAGUGACCAACACCAAUUGGCAGAGUUAGGGUCUUGCUCCAUCAGUGGGUAAAUUGACAGAAAUUUGAUUUGAUUUUAAUAUUGUCGCAUAAUAUAGUGAAAGGUAGAGUUCUGCGUGCUAUCAAGGCAAAUCAUACUUUACAUGGUAAUAGAACAGAAUGCAGAAUAUCGUAUUACAGCUACAGAGGAAGUACAGAGAAAGGUCAACUCUAAUAUAUGAGAUCUGUUCAAAAGUCUAGUAAGACCAAGGAAGAAGCUAUUCUUAAAUCUGUUGGUAUGUGUUUUCAAACCUUUGUAUCUUCUGCCCAAUGGAAGAGGCUGUAGGAGAGUAUAACUGGGGUGGGAGGGGUCUGUAAUGAUGUUGGCUGUUCUCCUGAGGCAGUGGGAAGGGUAGACAGAGUCAGUGGAUGGGAGGCUGGUUUGUGUGAUAGACUGGCCUAUGUUCACAACUCUCUGCAUUUUCUUGUGCCCUUGGGCAGAGCAGUUGCCAUACCAAAUUGUGAUGCCUCUCUCCAACUCCUAUCCAGAAGAGAAAGAAGAUUUUUAACAACAGCAAAAAUU